AUGGCGAUACGCGAGGGGCCGUGGCAGAGCAAGAAUGACCACGACUUCAUCCUUCGAUCCUUGCGGGGCGGGCGCCGGGCGGACGGGAGGCAGCUCGGAGACAUGCGGCUGUUGCGUAUGGUGUUCGCUCGCGCGGAGGGGCAGGCCAGCGCCGAGAUUCAGCUAGGGCGAACGCGAGUGCUGGGGGUUGUCACGGGCGAGGUGGUCCCACCUUUUCCGGAUAGGCCAACGGAAGGGUUCCUGCACUUCAAUGUCGAGCUAGGGCCGAUGGCUGCCGCCAGCGUGGGGGAGCAACGCAAUUCGCCGUUGUCGGUGGAGAUCGCGCGGGUGAUCGAGAUCGGAGUGAGGGACUCACAGGCCCUUGACACAGAAGCGCUUUGCAUCAUUGGCGGCGAGAAGGUUUGGCAGCUGCGGUGCGACGUGCACAUCCUUGACCACGGGGGGAACUUGAUUGACGCCUGCACGCUGGCCACGAUGGCCGCGCUCCGACAUUUCCGACGACCAGAGCCGGCUUCGUGGAAGUAG
This is a messenger RNA of Ectocarpus siliculosus, 525 nucleotides long. The record is from the annotation of a GenBank genome assembly. NCBI's taxonomy places the organism in Eukaryota, Phaeophyceae, Ectocarpales, Ectocarpaceae.